AUGAGAAUCAAGACUACUUUGUGGCACUUCGGAAGAUGAUAGAGUUAAUGUAUGAGCAGUAUGGAAGUCCUGUUGUCUUAAUUGCCCAUAGCAUGGGUAACAUGUACACCCUCUACUUCCUCAACCAUCAGACUCAGGACUGGAAAGACAAGUACAUAAAGGAUUACGUGUCACUGGGUGCUCCGUGGGGAGGAGUGGCUAAAACUCUCCGUGUGCUGGCUUCGGGUGACAACAACAGAAUACCUGUUAUUAGUUCACUCAAGAUUAGAGACCAGCAGAGAUCAGCUGUUUCCACAAAUUGGAUGCUCCCCUACAACUACACAUGGCCUCCAGAUAAGGUCUUUGUAAGCACACCUACAGCAAACUACACUCUUCAGGAUUACCAAAAAUUCUACAGGGACAUCAGUUUUGAAGAUGGCUGGUUCAUGAGACAAGACACUGAACCCCUGGUCUACCAGAUGACACCGCCUGGUGUGCGUAUACACUGCUUGUAUGGCACUGGUGUGGAAACACCCGAUUCCUUUCAUUAUGAAAGUUUUCCUGACAAAGAACCCAAGAUUCUUUACAGCGAUGGGGACGGUACGGUAAACUUGCAGAGUGCCUUGCAGUGUCAGAAGUGGGUGGACAAGCAGAAACAGGAAGUGGUGUUAUUUGAGCUUUCAGGAAAUGAGCAUAUUCAAAUGCUGUCCAACGAUACUACUAUCUCCUAUGUGAAAAAGCUGCUUUUUGAUUUGUGAUACCUUGUGUUGACAGUUAUUUUCCUCACCUGUGAUGCCUUCCCUUAAAUAUGGGAAAAUGCCUUUUAAUCCCUUGAUAUUUAGAUAU
Molecule: messenger RNA, 825 nt
Organism: Merops nubicus (carmine bee-eater)
Lineage: Eukaryota; Metazoa; Chordata; Aves; Coraciiformes; Meropidae
Gene: PLA2G15
Product: phospholipase A2, group XV
Exons: 2
Biological process (GO): ceramide metabolic process; phosphatidylcholine metabolic process
Cellular component (GO): lysosome
Source: RefSeq, a predicted model, not a curated record